CAUCUUCCCUCCGCGCUCCUCGCACUCGUUCUCUUCCUGAGCACUUCUCUGCUCGUCCCAUUCCUCACGCGUUCCGCACACACUCUCGGCAAUCCGCCAUGUCCACGAGCAACCCGUCCUCGCCGGCAGCCGCCUCGUCUGCGCACCCCAGGCCGACGCAGACCAAGAUCUUCGUGCAUGCCUCGUCGCCGCAGAACCCAGUCGACAUUGCGGGCAUCAUCGCGCAGCACGAGGUGUUCGCGCCGCUGCCGCCCAGCAAUGACCCCAGCUACGCCACGCUCAAGGCGGCCCUGCCACGCCGCCCCGUCGCGCUGAUCCUCCACGGCGUGCUGGCCCACAAGGACCAGAUCUACCACAAGAAGCUCGUCGAUGCGUUGCCGAUCGACAGCUUCCGCUUUGACUUCCGCGCGAAUCACGAGACGCCGGGCAGCUGGGGCAUGGCCAAGUUUGGCGACGACGUCGACGAUCUGCGAGCGGUCAUUAUGUUCCUGCGCGAGCGCUACAACUACUCCAUCGAGCUCAUCGUCGGCCACUCUCGCGGCUCCAUAGUCGGCUGGGCGUACUACGCGCGUUUUGCCGAGGCGAUGCGGGUCGAUCCCGAGGAGGACAUUCCGCUCUGGGCCAGUGUGGCAGGGCGCUGGCGCAUGGCGGGCAUCCACAAGCGUGAUGCCGAGUUCAACGCCGGCUUUGCAAAGGAAGGAGUGUACCGCUGGAAGGUGCGAGUGGCGGGACAGGAUCGAGAGGUGAUUGUGCGCCCUGAGGACGUAGAGGCAUUCGCAAAGUUCCCGAUGGAGCAGACGGUGCGCAACUUCCCGGCCGACACAGACUGCCUCAUUCUGCACGGCACCGCAGACAAGACCGUGCCGACGUGCGAUGCUGCGGGCUACGUCAAUACGCUGACCGGGCCGGGGCGGAGACCCGGCUCGUGCCAACUAUGUCUCAUCGAGGACGCCGACCACAAUCUGCGCGGCAAGUUCGACGAGGUCGUCGAGGCCAUCGUCUCGUGGCGGCAAAGCAGGCUAGCAGCUCGUGCUGCGCCAGAAGAGGCGGCACAGCGUGCCGGUCUGCCAGCUGCGGCUGCGGCGCCGUCGACCGGCGAGGCUAUGGAGCGGACAUGGCGGCAAAGCACCGACAGCAAGGUCCGUCUGUGAAGGACACACGUCCCCUUCACCCCAGCUCUCCGUUCUCUGUGCCUCCCGCGGCGCCACGCAUGCAUGGAUGGAAUUAGACGGUAGCCAGUGAUGUGUGUGUGUGGUUGUGGGUGACGCGUGACGAUGAGGACGGAUCUGGCCGCUGCUGGGCGUGGCAGUCUUGUCGGGCUCUUUUGCUUCUCUUCUGCUGCCCUACGGGGGCCUUCCAUUCUCCGCUCUCUCUCCAUUU
Tilletiopsis washingtonensis is the source of this 1380-nucleotide messenger RNA. RefSeq lists its product as hypothetical. The record is from RefSeq and is a predicted model, not a curated record. NCBI's taxonomy places the organism in Eukaryota, Fungi, Basidiomycota, Exobasidiomycetes, Entylomatales. The coding region runs from base 99 to 1151 and encodes 350 amino acids. The transcript is spliced from 6 exons.